ACCUUUGGGGGGCGUGGCGGUGAGGGGACCCCCAAAACCUGGGCUGGGAAUGUGGGACCCCAAACACGGGGGGAAACGGGGACCCCACGGGACGGGGUGGCUGAGGGAGAGACCCCACAACCUGGGGGGGGAAUGGGAGACCCCAAACCUGGGGGCAGUGUGAGGGACCCCAGAGGGCAGGGGGGCUGCACUGACCCCUUCCCCCACAGCCCCUCGGACGCCGGCCCCGGGGCGGAGCGGGUGCCGUGCAGGGGCACCGUCUGCAUCUCAGACCUGCGCAUCCCGCUGAUGUGGAAGGACACCGAGUACUUCAGGAACAAGGGGGAGCUGCACCGCUGUGCCGUGUUCCUGCUGCUGCAGGUGGGGGCCGAGAUCCACGACACCCCCACGGUGCUGGUGGACAGGACCCUCACCGACAUCUGCUUCGAGGGAGCCGUGCUCUUGUGAGGGGGGCACGGGGCCCCGACAGCCCUGCACACCCUGGGGGACCCUGACCCCCCUCGGGACCC
Messenger RNA from Lepidothrix coronata (blue-crowned manakin), 509 nucleotides. Its product is annotated as rhotekin-like. The transcript is spliced from 3 exons. NCBI's taxonomy places the organism in Eukaryota, Metazoa, Chordata, Aves, Passeriformes, Pipridae. The coding region runs from base 133 to 447 and encodes 104 amino acids. Gene Ontology annotation, biological process: actomyosin contractile ring assembly; septin ring organization; mitotic cytokinesis. The record is from RefSeq and is a predicted model, not a curated record. Gene Ontology annotation, cellular component: actomyosin contractile ring.